AUGCCGACUCCAAACCCAGACUACCCACACCACAAACCAAAACCAAAACCAAAACACCACCAAAACUCCCGCCUCCGCACCCACGCCACCGCAGACGGCUGGUCAACCGUGACACGCACCCCAACCGCCCACCUCUCCGCGCGCGCUCUAUCUCAGAUCCAGGCUGCGCAUGCCCCGCGAGACUUAUCUCAGGGUGAUGACGUUGAUCGCUGGCUGUGCGCGGAUGUCAGUGUUGAUGUGCUGAAGGGGUUGUUUGGGGAGUUGAGAGCGGGGAGGGCGUGGAGGGAUUGGGUUGCGGGGUUGAGGCGGUGUUUAGGGAAGGCUUUGGGUGGGGAUGAGGGUGUAAAUGGAGAUGGGAUGAGGGUGGAGAGUGCAGUGUGUUUUGCGACGGGGAGUUUGAGUGCGGAGCGGGUAGGGUGGGAUGCGAGGGCGCGGCGGAGGGCGAUGUGGCAGGUUCUGCUGUUUGUCGAGAUUAUUGACAUCUGUUCGUCUCUCCUUCCCCGUCUUUCUCUUCUUUUCUUAUUUCACGGUCUUCGUGGUGGUGUGGAUCUGCAAUGCUAUGCUAACCAACGCCCCUCUACAAACACAGUACGCACCCACAACAUCCCACUCACACGCAUGUACGCUCAAGAACCUGACUACACUUCCGUAGACAUUGCCUUCCUACACAGUCUCGGCAUCACGGCGUGCCGGGACAAUACGGCGUUUGGCCAGGCUGGGCCAGCAUCGUUUGUGUAUGCGCCGUUCAUGGAGGCGGAGUUACUGGUGCGGAGAGUGCUUGUUCCGGCGAAUCCGGUGUUGUCAGUGCAUGUGGAUUUUCUCGAGGCGUUUGGGCGGUUGUGUGAGGUGCGGAUUGGGGAGGAGGGGAGCAAGGGGGAGUGGGAGGGGUUGAAUGUGGAUAUGGAGAGGUAUGGGCGGAUGAGGGAGAGGGAGAGGCUUGUGAGAUUUGAGGAGGAUGGGUUGGAGGGGUUGUGCAAGCCACAGAGUGAGAUGGGCAUGUCACUGGUCGUCAAUGCAAACGGGGGUGGAUCCUUGCGACGGAACAGAUGA
Molecule: messenger RNA, 1050 nt
Organism: Pseudovirgaria hyperparasitica
Lineage: Eukaryota; Fungi; Ascomycota; Dothideomycetes; Acrospermales; Acrospermaceae
Exons: 2
Coding region: 1-1050 (349 amino acids)
Source: RefSeq, a predicted model, not a curated record